This is a messenger RNA of Exserohilum turcica Et28A, 405 nucleotides long. RefSeq lists its product as uncharacterized. NCBI's taxonomy places the organism in Eukaryota, Fungi, Ascomycota, Dothideomycetes, Pleosporales, Pleosporaceae. The record is from RefSeq and is a predicted model, not a curated record. The transcript is spliced from 3 exons. Gene Ontology annotation, biological process: protein peptidyl-prolyl isomerization. Gene Ontology annotation, molecular function: peptidyl-prolyl cis-trans isomerase activity. The coding region runs from base 1 to 405 and encodes 134 amino acids.
AUGAAGGUCGCAUUGCUCAUCGCACUGGCUACGGCCGCCAUGGCCGACAUCAUCAACAAUGAGCACCUCAAGACCGAGGUCCUCACUCCUGCCAAGUGUACUCGCAAGACGCAGGCUGGCGACAAGAUCAAUGUUCACUACCGCGGAACUCUGACGGACGGUACCGAAUUCGACGCUUCCUACGGCCGCGGCGAGCCCUUGAGCUUCACCGUCGGCCAGGGCCAGGUCAUCAAGGGCUGGGACCAGGGUCUGCUUGACAUGUGCCCGGGAGAGAAGAGGAAGCUCACCAUCCAACCCGAUUGGGCCUAUGGCUCGCGCGGUGCUGGCCCUAUCCCUCCGAACAGCGUUCUGAUCUUCGAGUCCGAGCUCAUGUCCAUCGAUGGCGUCGAAAAGGAGGAGCUAUAA